AUGGUGCCAAGCCACUUGUGGGGGAGACUGGAAAAGCCGUUUAUCUUCCUGUGCUGCGCCUCCCUCCUCCUGGGGCUGGCUUUGCUGGGCAUACGGCCGGACUUUGCCCCUGUUGCUUAUUUCUUUCUCGCCUUGGGUGGCUUCUUCUUGUUUGCCUGCCUCCUAGCCUGUUUUCUGGAAUGGGUGCUCCGGCUCCAAUCAAUGCAGUCCGAGAGCCCAGGGGCCUCAGGCAAUGCACGGGACAAUGAAGCCUUUGAGGUGCCAGCGUAUGAAGAGGCCGUAGUAGUGUUGGAAUCACAGUACCGCCACCAAGAGGUGGACCAACCACCCCCCUACAGCAGUAUUGUGAUCCCCCCAGGACCUGAGGAGGGCCAGGAGGGGCACAGAACAAGACUGGAAAGGCGAGUGGGCUCAGAGGGAUCUAUGGCCCAGGAAGGAGGCCCUGGAAGAAUUCCAAUCAGCCAUCAGCUUCGGGGACCACGGGCUGUGUCCACUGCUCCUGAUCUGCAAAGCUUGGCGGCACCCCCCAAAUUGGAGCCUCUUACUCCGCCCCCUGCCUAUGAUGUCUGCUUUGGUCACCCUGAUGAUGAUGACGUUUUCCGUGAAGACAACUGGUCACCCCCCUAA
Messenger RNA from Propithecus coquereli (Coquerel's sifaka), 627 nucleotides. RefSeq names its product transmembrane protein 139 (gene TMEM139). Bases 1 to 627 code for a protein of 208 amino acids. The transcript has 2 exons. The record is from RefSeq and is a predicted model, not a curated record. Lineage: Eukaryota; Metazoa; Chordata; Mammalia; Primates; Indriidae.